Messenger RNA from Chaetura pelagica (chimney swift), 1011 nucleotides. It is a transcript of the gene GOLM2, whose product is annotated as cancer susceptibility candidate 4. NCBI's taxonomy places the organism in Eukaryota, Metazoa, Chordata, Aves, Apodiformes, Apodidae. Bases 1 to 1011 code for a protein of 336 amino acids. The transcript is spliced from 10 exons. The record is from RefSeq and is a predicted model, not a curated record.
AUGGGGAACAAGCAGGAGAACGAUAUCAAGCUGCAGAACAAUGUUUCCUAUCAGAUGGCAGACAUAAAUCGGUUAAAGGAACAACUAGCAGAAUUACGCCAGGAAUUCAUUCGCCAGGAAGAUCAGCUUCAUGAGUACAAGAAGAACAAUACCUACCUGACCAGGAGACUGGAGUAUGACAGUCUGCAGUGUGGGCAGCAGAUCAAGGAGAUGAGACUGCAACAUGAGGAAAACAUCAAGAAAUUGAUGGACCAAGUUGUGCGGGAGCAGAAGGCCACACAAAAAGUUCAGUCCAGUAAAGACAGUGAAACGGGUCCCAAUAGUGAUGACCAGGCAAUACCUAAGCCUGUUCCAGAGGCAGAAGAGAAGAACACAGCACAGAAUGAGCAACCUUCAGAUCAUGCUGUAAAUGGCAAAGAGAAAAUCAAACCAGGAGGAGAUGCAGGCAUGCCUGAAAUAGAAGAUAAUGACCCUGCUAAAGCUGAAGAUACUCCCACUGCUUUAAAGAAGCCACUUAUUUCAGCUCCUAAGAGUGAAGCUCAUCACCCUGUUGUCCAUCUCCCAACUGAACAGCCCCAUGCUCCAAAUCUGGCACCAGGUUUGCACAGUGACAAUGAUGGAAAUGCUGAGAUUGUGAAGCAGAUACCUCCCAAUUCUCUCCAGCACUUAACUUUUGAAGAAAAUAUGGAAAAUCAGAAAGAACACAAAAUUGAGACAGAUAGUAUAAAAAUUCCAAAGAGCAGAGUUGGUGACUUGCAGAAGAUGAAGCAAAGCCGGUUCUUUGAUGAGAAUGAAUCCCCUGUUGAUCCGCAGCAGGGCUCUAAACUGGCAGAUUAUAAUGGGGAUGAUGGUAACGUGGGUGAGUAUGAGGCAGACAAACAGGCUGAGCUGGCUUACAAUGAGGAAGAGGAUGGUGAUGGUGGAGAAGAAGACGUCCAAGAUGAUGAAGAAAGAGACCUACAAAAUGACCUUGACUAUGGCAAGCCACGCUUCAGUGAUGGGGUCCUGUAA